AUGUCGACCGGCGUUCUUGCGGGAGGCCUUCCCGUCAACCCCUUCAGCAACCUCCGCGACCUCAUCGACCACCUAGACGACUGGAAGUUCAUCCUCAACCGCGAGGAGGCGGCCGUCCUCGGAGACGACAUCGACGCGAUCCUCGAACGCGCCGUAUUCCUCAACUACACCGGUCGAAACCUCUUCGCGACAUGGGACGAGCAGGUUUAUCCCCGCGCUAAUGCCAUAGCCAUUGCCGCCGACGACGUGGCCGGCGCGGCCGACGAAACGCUCUUCCUCACCGAGGAGGAAGACGAGCGCAUGGAUAUCUGCGUCGACAUGAGCGAGCACAUGUCCGAGGGCACCAUGGGGGCACUCAAGGGCCUCAUCUACCUCCGCACCAAGUCGCUCCGCUCCGCCAUUGACGCCCGCCUCGCCGCUGGUCCGCACACCAAGUGCGACUUUGCCGGCACCCUUCGCGUCCUAGAUGCGGCAUUCGACGCCUCGUACCAGCUGUACGUCAGGAGCUUUUACGAGUGUAUCGCGGUAGGCGACAGGAUGUUCGAUGUCGCCUUUACCCGAGUCGGUGGAGUCGCAGCGUACUUUAACCCGCCGGCGACGGACGACCAAGAGUCAAUUGUCUCCCAGGACAACGUCGAUACUGCCCCCAUUGGCGGGCCAGACACCCAGGCAAGCUCCGGCACUCACUCAUCCCCAGGGGACGUAGCAGGCCUCAUGGGCGGCUGGGACUUGGUCAUGGUCACUGUCGGAGAGGAUGGCCAGCCCCUCGCAACGGACGUCAACGACGACGACAAUGACUGGGUCACCGUGGUCGGCGACUCCAUCGACGAGAGCAACGAGAGCGACCCCGGAGAGGCGACCGGCACCCAGGCAAUCGACCCCCACGCCCGCUGUGCUCAGUGUGGUCCCGUCCUCGCUCCUUUCGCCCCCAUCAUUCGUCACUUCGCUGCCGCCCAGCGCAGGACGGACCAGGUGCUCACGCCGAUGGAGGACGUCUGGUGGGCCUGUGUGCCUCUGCCCGAGUGA
Molecule: messenger RNA, 1026 nt
Organism: Vanrija pseudolonga
Lineage: Eukaryota; Fungi; Basidiomycota; Tremellomycetes; Trichosporonales; Trichosporonaceae
Exons: 2
Coding region: 1-1026 (341 amino acids)
Source: RefSeq, a predicted model, not a curated record